Molecule: messenger RNA, 1192 nt
Organism: Pocillopora meandrina
Lineage: Eukaryota; Metazoa; Cnidaria; Anthozoa; Scleractinia; Pocilloporidae
Source: the annotation of a GenBank genome assembly
CUUCUAAAAGCAGAAGCAAAAAGCUGCACCCAACUACUAAAAGAUGGUUUCACUUCCAAUGGCGUGUACACCAUUAAUCCAGAUGGUGGUAAACCAAUACAAGUGUUGUGUGACAUGACCACGGACGGUGGAGGUUGGACCGUCUUCCAGAGACGUAUGGACGGCUCCGUUGACUUCUAUCGCGACUGGAAACCUUACAAAGAGGGGUUCGGAAGUUUAAGCGGCGAGUUCUGGCUCGGAAACGACAAUCUUCACCGUUUGACGAAUGCUAAUGACGUCAUGUUGAGAGUUGACUUGGAGGACUUUAAGGGGAGCAUCACAUUCGCUGAGUACAAUACAUUUAAGGUGGCACACGAAGCCGAUAAUUACAGACUCACUAUCGAAGAAUACAAUGGCACAGCGGGAGAUUCCUUCACGUAUCAUAGGUAACAUAAAUAGUUAAGUAAAUACAUUGGUGUUGAAUGUGUUGGGUGGAAUGUGUUUAGACAAAAUUAUAGCACCUAUGGUCAAAACUUUGUCAUCUAACAUUAAGGACAGCCAACACGCACUUGAAAUUUUUCGUGGCUUUAAUUUCCCUGGCAAAAAAAAACUUAUUUUCACUGAGGAUAUUACUAUACCUACGUCUCGUGUUUCUCCCUACACUUCUUUCGUGCUCUAGCCGCUUCCUGCGUGCUUUAUAACAGAACAGAGCACAGUCAAGGCUUCUCUAUUUGUUAACUAUUGUCCCCUAUCCUAAACUGCUGUAUUAUAUUCUAUCCUAUUCUAUUCUACUCUAUGAUAUUGUAUUACAAAUCUACAUCUUUAUCUCUGUCUCCCUAGCGUCUCUUAAUUCUUUCUUUAAAGCAAUUUGUCAAAGUGGUACCCUUAAUUAAAAUCCGUUUUCUAAGUUUUACGGAAAAAUCUCUUUCCUCAACGGCUAAACAGAAAUGAAAGAAGGCCACAGAAGUUUUUUUCUUAUUCCAGCGAUAUGCAGUUUUCCACGAAAGAUCAAGAUAAUGAUCUAACGGAUAUAAGCUGUGCCCAACACUUCAAAGGGGCCUGGUGGUACAACGGAUGCCAUGCGUCCAAUCUAAACGGAUUGUAUUUGAAUGGCCAACAUGCCUCUUAUGCUGAUGGAGUCAACUGGGCCACGUUAAGAGGCCAUCACUACUCACUAAAACGCACUGAGAUGAAAGUAAAAACCAAGGGAUAA